Molecule: messenger RNA, 1122 nt
Organism: Besnoitia besnoiti
Lineage: Eukaryota; Apicomplexa; Conoidasida; Eucoccidiorida; Sarcocystidae
Product: SAG-related sequence
Exons: 1
Coding region: 1-1122 (373 amino acids)
Cellular component (GO): membrane
Source: RefSeq, a predicted model, not a curated record
AUGGCAAGAACGGGUGUAUCCUUGCCGCCGCGCCGAGGGCUCAAGUCGGGGGCGCGCAAAUUGGCGGCGAUGUGCGUCGCCGGAACCCUACUUUUCUGCAGCGGGCAUGUCGUCGCAGAUCAGCAACUGGCAAGUCAUCAGCUUCAGCGAUUGGACUCACCAGCAGUCGAGUCGCCCUCCGCGGGAUCGGUCGUCGACUGCGAAGCAAAUACUCUGACAACCAAACCCGAGAAGCCUUUCAACCUCACGUUGUCAAAGGACAAGCCCACCGUCGCCCUGCAGUGCAAGGGAGACAACAACGAAGUCGUCCCACAAGAUCCCAAACUCGUCUGCAGCGUUCAGAAAGACCUCAAAGUGAAGGACUGCAAAGCCGGGGUUCCACCAGAUCAGCAACUAUCGCUACAAAAGGUCCUGGGGUCAACCAGUGAGAUCGAAGCGGGGCACCUUACUCUGGAGAAAGGCCAACAAUGGAAAUUGGAACUGAACGAGUCUCAGCUUCCGAGACUGGAUACUUCGUUCUUCGUGGGGUGUCAAACAAAAAACAACGACCAUGAAUCGAACUGCAAAGCCAUCAUCAAUGUGAAAGCGAGGCCUUCGUCAGCCAACCAGGACAACGUCGUCACCUGUGCGUACGGAAAGGACAGCAAUCCUGAGACCUUGAAGGUCGAAAUGACGGAAACAAGCAACACGCUAACUCUGGAUUGUGGGUACGGCGGCUCGGUCAAGCCGCCGAAGUAUACAGCCUCUUACUGCGACGGCCAGGACAUGGCAAAUUGCACAAAGAGCUUCACAGAGAUUCUUCCUCGCUUCGAAGAGAAGUGGUGGACGAAGGAGGACCCAGGAACGCUGCCCGCGCAACUGACGAUUCCGCCAACUGACUUUCCCGCUGAAGACCAGAGCUUUUAUAUAGGCUGUGCUCCUAACGCGUCCGGGGCUGAAAAGCAAAAGACCGGCGGUGAUCUUCCUCUUGGUCAGCAGGAGGCCCCUUCGACGUCAACCUGCAAAGUACGCGUGACUGUGAAGGCCGCGAGUUCUGUGUCGCUAGCGCAGCCUGCUUUGCCAGUAGCCGUGACAGCCUCUGGUGCUGUAGUUUUUGAGAGGCUUGUCACUGGAGCGUUUUAA